Rhizopus microsporus ATCC 52813 is the source of this 621-nucleotide messenger RNA. RefSeq names its product DUF602-domain-containing protein. NCBI's taxonomy places the organism in Eukaryota, Fungi, Mucoromycota, Mucoromycetes, Mucorales, Rhizopodaceae. Gene Ontology annotation, cellular component: nucleus. The transcript has a single exon. Gene Ontology annotation, biological process: mitotic DNA replication termination; site-specific DNA replication termination at RTS1 barrier. The annotation marks the transcript as partial. The record is from RefSeq and is a predicted model, not a curated record.
AUGGGAAACGACGGUGGAUCGAUUCCAAGACGUAUUGAACUUGUUAAAGAAAAGGCUCGAGAUGUUAAAAUAAACCCAGAUCUUGAGAGAAUAGCCGCAUGGCUUCACUGCGCACUAUCCAAGCUUCCACUUGAACAACCUGUCGUAUCUUGUGGAUUAGGAAAACUAUAUAAUCAAGAUGCCAUUAUAGAAUACCUUUUAGAUCGCAAUGCAUAUGGAGAUGGUGACAAGAUCUGUUCUCACAUCACUUCAGUCAAGGACACAAUCAAACUGAAUUUAACACCAAACCCAAGUUACAAUGAGAAACAAUCAAGUGUGAAAACAACAACAAUGGGUAAUUUAGAAAAAAAUAUCAAGAGCAAAUUCAUUUGUCCUAUAUCCAUGAAAGAAAUGAACGGAAAGCAUCGAUUUGUCUACUUGGGUACAUGUGGAUGCACAUUUGCAGAACAAGCACUCAAAGAAAUACCAAGCAAAGAAUGCUUCAGUUGUGGGAAACCAUUCGAAAGCAGUGAUAUAGUCGUCAUCAAUCCCAACAAGGAAGAGCUUGAGGUCAUGAAGAAGAACUUGGAAGAGAAAAAGGCAAAAGCUAAAGCAGAAAGAAAGGCAAAGAAGUUGACAAAG